AUGCCCAUAUUUCAGGCUGAUUUAGACCACCAUGAACCUGUCGAGCCCGCCCCAAUCGACGUCCCUACUCAGAACCUGAGGCGCCUUUCAGAGGAGAGCAUCCGCACUGAGCUAUGCGAAGGGCCCAUUCCCGACAGUCCGCCUCGGCCUGGCACUCCCAAAAGAAGCGAGAAUGGUGAAGCUGCGAUAUCGGAUCGAGCUGCUCUGAUUGAGAGACUCAAGAGGGCUCAGUCUCCAACUUGGAUCCCAAACCGACAUCUUGAGUCAAUCCUCCAGCAUCACAAAUCUCCCACGAAGCGCCCUCAAACUCCCACCGAAUCCUCAACCCUCCUUCCACCCGCUCGAAUUACCCCCGAGAAGACCGACAGCCAGUCCGAAUCAGACGACAACAGAUUGCGCGAUGGCCUCAGCAUUGAGCGGCCGAGGUCGGCUUUGCACAGCGGAAACUUUACUGAGGAACAAGCGGUAGCCAAAGACCAUGCCACUCCCGUCGGCAGAGCACAUAUCGACAGUCAUGAUGCCCCGGCAGAGGCCUCGUGGAUUGCUACGUCACCUCCCAGGCACUUCACGCCCUUUCAGCAUGACAAAGGAGUUCCGUUUCCAGGCAGUGCGGACAGUUUUCAACCUGGCACCUCGCCUCUCUCGUCAUCUCUCUCGUCGAGUUUCGUGUAUAAGCCGCCCACUAGCCCUCUGGUCCAAUCGCACAGUUAUGACGAGUUAGAUAUACCCAUGCCGCUGGACGGCUUCGGUUUCUCUUCUGGUCGAAACAGCGCGAGGCGUUACAUGCCAAACUCGGCUACUACAUCCCCCUUCAUGUCGCCGUCUCCGGGAUACUCUCUGCCUCGUGUGUCUUCAUACCGAAGGGAGGCUUUCCCGUACCAAGCACAUCAGCCCCGGAGGUCAUUGACCUCAACACCAAGCUUCAUGCAGCCCGGCACUUCGCCGCCAACGCCUGCUUUUCUCAGGCCACGUCGAUCUUCGUUUGUGGCGGAGUCUUCGCCGCUUCAUCAUGCGUCCAUGGUCGGUUCAUAUGAAGAGAGCAUUCUCCGUGGCCGCAUGUCGACCACUCCCUCCAAGCCGUUGGACUUUGUUGCUCAAAUUGGCGUGUUGGGCCGAGGGAAAUGCAAGUCAAGCCUCAAGUGCCCACCACAUGUUAGCCUUGCAUUCCCCGCAGUGUACUACAGUUACGGCAGCACCUCGCAUGGCCGCUCGAGCUCUGAAGACGGCCCGAGCCCAUAUGUUGGUCAAAUCGAUCUCGAAAAUGGGCUUCCCAAUCCGGAUGAGGAACACCGGGCCAAGAAAAAAGCUCAGAGUCGAUAUGCUGACAGGAAGCCUUUGGAGGACGAGAUGGACAUCAGCAUUGCCACUCCGGGGGCCGAACAAGAGACACGCCGCAACUCUAGAACCAAGCGCAGAUCUGGGUCUCCGAAAGCUCCUCCGGGAGGAAGCUACAGGAUACCCGAAAAGGGGCAGAUUCAAAUCAUCAUCAAGAACCCGAACAAGACGGCUGUCAAGCUCUUCCUGAUCCCUUACGAUCUGGCAGGCAUGGAGCCAGGCACCAAGACGUUUGUGCGGCAACGGAGCUAUUCAGCUGGACCGAUCAUCGAGAAUGUCCCUGUCACAUCUGAGGCAGACUCGUCAGACCGGCCCAUUUUGAGAUAUCUCGCUCAUCUGCACAUCUGCUGCCCUGCCAAAGGACGGUACUACCUCUAUAAGAGCAUACGGAUUGUUUUUGCAAAUCGCGUCCCCGAUGGCAAGGAGAAACUGAGGAACGAGACAACUUGGCCAGAACCUCGCUUCACUCCAUACAAGCCCAUCCGGGUUAUGCAUCCGCCAACGCCGGCUCAGUCUGGGCCUGCUGCCAUGCUGGUUGCUGACAAGGCUUUGCGCAGACGCAGCGUUAGCUUCUUUCCAGGCCCAUCCUCUCAGGCAUUUGACGCCAUGGAGGGCAUGUAUCAGGGGCCUGGCUCUUCAUCUGGAGGUUUUGCAGCUACCAACACGGUGCCAAUUGACCCUAUCCCCUUCCGUCUCCCUGCACGCGACCGUGUGGGAAGUGAUGUGAGUGAUGUCACCAACACUACUUCUGCUCUCACGAUGGGGUUGCGCUCUCCUGGUUCGUCCCAGGCAAGCCGACCAUCGACCAAAGACUCGACAAGCGCGGCGCCUUGGGGUCCUACGCUCUAUGAAAAGUUGAACAAGGGCGAGCCAGGCUAUGGCGGCAACGCUUUUGCUCUCAACAAUGGCCCAGGCACGCGCGCUGGUGCCGAGGGCUUGCUAUCCCAGCGCCUCCGCUCCCUCGGCAUGAAACCACCUCCUGACGCAUCUGGCCACGAUGAAGAUGCGUCUCUCUAA
Fusarium keratoplasticum is the source of this 2352-nucleotide messenger RNA. RefSeq lists its product as uncharacterized. The transcript has 2 exons. The coding region runs from base 1 to 2352 and encodes 783 amino acids. Lineage: Eukaryota; Fungi; Ascomycota; Sordariomycetes; Hypocreales; Nectriaceae. The record is from RefSeq and is a predicted model, not a curated record.